CAGCGUGCUUCGGUUCCUUAUUGUAUAAUCCGACAUUCAGGUCACUCUACACAACACACUCUCCAUUAAGCCGAGACAUGCUGAGGUAGUUCGCGUAUGACCACGCGCCACACUAUCGAACAGACUAGUAUCAUCAAUUGAUAUUCCCCGAUUGCGUGGUCAUCGUCUAAAAAUGGAACAAGAUGAAGACAGCAGCGCUGAUGUCGGGACGAGCCAAGACGAUCGCCGCCAAAGCCCCUAAGAGGAACGACGACCGCGUCAUUCUACACUUCGACUACGACUGCUUCUACGCCAGCGUUCUCGAGAAUGCAAACCCCGGCCUCAAGGGUCAGCCGCUAGGCGUCAAGCAGAAGAGCAUCCUAGCGACGUGCAACUACGCCGCACGUGCCCAUGGCGUUAAGAAGCUGAUGUCUAUCUCUGAGGCCCACAAGAUCUGCCCGGGCCUCGUUGUUAUCAGCGGUGAGGACCUGACGCCGUUCCGUGACGCUUCUAAGAGGCUUUGGUCCUUCCUUAGGAGCCAUUCUUGGAGUAAUCGUGCGGAGCGCCUGGGGCUCGACGAGGUCUUCCUUGAUGUUACUGAGGUCAUUGCGUAUAACCAGGAGCUGCUGAAUCGCAAUGCUUUGCAAGACUCGUUCUUCCAGCUUUCUCGGCACGACCCUGAAAAGGGGUUCGGUUUUGAUGCCACGCAAUUCUUUGGAUGUGUACAGCCGUCGGUAGACCCGACUGAUUUGGUGCUACUUCUAGACAAUCCAUUAUGCGUUCGCCUACUGCUCGCAUCCCACCUAGCCGGCUACUUGCGCCUCAAACUAGAGGAAGACUUCGGGUAUACCUCUAGUGGUGGCGUCUCAACUAACAAGACCCUUGCCAAGCUCGCCGGCAGCAUAAACAAGCCGCAGAACCAAACCACGCUUCUCAGUCUCCGUGAAUAUGACGUUCAGGACUUCAUGGACGGCCACAAGCUGCGACAAAUCCCAGGCAUCGGUUCUCGCAUUGCGCAGCUAAUCCAAGAUCAUGUCCUAUCCAUCAAGACAACCCCAGACCCGCAUGGCUUAGAGAUAGGGGCCAAGGUAACAGCCCGCGAAGUUCGGCAGUUCGCAUCCAUGUCCGCCGACCUCCUAGAGCGAAUCCUUAACCGUCCCGGCGCCGAGCGUGGUAGCGGUGAAAAGGUAUGGAAUCUCCUCCAUGGCGUAGACAGCUCCGAGGUCAAGGAAGCGAGCGACGUGCCGACGCAGAUCAGCAUUGAGGACACAUACAUGGCGCGGCCACUAAAUACUCCCUCUGAGCUAAUGAGAGAGCUACGUGCCUUGGCCACGUCUCUCAUACGACGAAUGCGCGUCGAUCUCGUCGUAACAUAUGAUCCUGAUCCCUCAGAUCUCUCAUCGCAACAAAAUACCCAGCAGCAUCUACGCUGGGCCGCAUAUCCUAAGACCCUACGCCUAUCCACACGUGCGCGCCCAAAGCCCAACGGAACUUCCACCCCAACCCCUGAGAUCUUCAGCCGCAACUCCCGUAGCCAGCCACUCCCGAGUUUCGCACUAAACCUUAAAGACGCAAGCAUCGAGGCCGUCGCCGAGCGGCUAGCAUCUGAAGCCCUGCUCCCCUUAUUCCGGCGUCUGCACCCGGAGCGGCAAGGGUGGAAUCUAGCUCUGAUUAAUGUCUGCGUGGCGAACAUGGUGAUGGUAGCGGGACCCGGUGAGACGGGGAGUGGUGCGGGAGCAAGAGCAGCGCGAGAUAUUGGGCGCAUGUUCCGCACGCAGGAGGAUAAAUUGCGCGAGUGGACUAUUUACGAUAAUACGCCUGUAGCGUCUGUCCUCGAUACCGCAUUUUCCUCUGCGAAUGUCGCAGAUAUCGUCAAGAGUAUCCCUCAAAGUGAAGAGGAAGAGAAAAGGGAAGAUACCAUAGACGCUAUGGACGAAUUGGUGGAAGCAUCCGAACCGAUAGCAGUAUUAUUAGACUCAGACGUAGAUGCUUGGGAGGACUCAGACGAGGAUGAGUCCCAGAGGUGUCAUCUCUGCGGACACAUCAUCCCAAUAUUUGCAAUAUCGGCGCACGAGAGGUUUCAUAGCAUUGGGGAUUGAUAUAGACUUGCCAAUUAUUAGCGUUUGAUCUUUAUUUCAUAUACUACUAGGUUAGUUAGGUAGUUACCGAUACCCCUUUUUGAAUUGAACAAGAUACCCCAACACACCA
Molecule: messenger RNA, 2187 nt
Organism: Daldinia decipiens
Lineage: Eukaryota; Fungi; Ascomycota; Sordariomycetes; Xylariales; Hypoxylaceae
Product: DNA/RNA polymerase
Exons: 2
Coding region: 183-2078 (631 amino acids)
Biological process (GO): translesion synthesis
Molecular function (GO): damaged DNA binding; DNA-directed DNA polymerase activity
Source: RefSeq, a predicted model, not a curated record